AUGGCAGUCAAAACCAAGCUGGACCUGACGAGCGCCUACGUCCAAACCAUUGAUGGCAAAGCCUCCCCCACCGAGAACACACGGAAUGGGAUUAACCCCGCUAAUCUCCAGGCUCUUCCCAAAGUUCCCGUUGCGACACCGGAGGACCUUGACCGUGCAGUGCUCGCCGGAAAGAAAGCGUUCAAAUCUUGGUCCAAGGUGCCCCUAGAAGAGCGCCGGAAAGCUCUUCACGCUUACGCAGAUGCGAUAGAAGCUGUGCACAGUGAAUUCCGUGACCUUCUCGUGGCGGAGGGUGGAAAGCCGUUGGAUCCAGCGGCGGGCGAGAUCACAUUCGCUAUUCAAUGGAUUCGCGGGAUUAUCGACAUUCCCGUCGCGGAAGAGACAAUUAUCGAAGAGAACGACGAGCGUUCCAUUGUUCAGCGCCUCACGCCGAUUGGUGUAGUAGGAGCAAUUGUUCCCUGGAACUUCCCUGCUAUGCUUCUUACUGCCAAGCUGGCACCAGCUCUUCUCACCGGCAAUGUCAUUAUCAUUAAGCCAUCGCCCUUCACACCUUAUUGUGGAUUGAAACUUGUUGAACUGGCGCAGCAAUUCUUCCCUCCCGGUGUUGUUCAAUCUUUGAGUGGAGGUGACGAACUGGGACCCUGGAUCACAAGCCAUCCAGGCAUUGACAAGAUCAGCUUCACUGGCUCAACCCAUACUGGAAAGCUGGUUCACUCAAGCGCCAGCAAAACACUUAAGCGAGUCACUCUUGAAUUGGGUGGGAAUGACCCGGCCAUCGUUCUUCCUGAUGUUGACAUAGACGUUACUGCCAAAGAGGUUGCUUUCUACUCUUUCCUCAAUACUGGCCAGAUCUGCCUCAACAUCAAGCGUAUCUAUGUUCACGAGUCCAUCUUUGAUGAGUUCAGAGAUGCGGUCGUAAAGCAUGUUAAGACCUACGUGGUCGGUGAUGGCGCCGACCCCAAAACCACACACGGCCCCCUUCAGAAUGCAAUGCAGUACGAGCGUGUUAAAACUUUCUUUAGUGAUAUCAAGAAAGAAGGGUGGAACGUUGCCGUCGGUGGCAAAGUGCAGCCCUCAAAAGGCUAUUUUAUCCCUCCGACCCUGAUUGACCGACCUCCCGAGAAGUCUCGUCUGGUCGUGGAAGAACCUUUUGGACCAAUCGUCCCUAUUCUCUCUUGGAAGACAGAAGAAGAGGUUAUCGAGCGUGCCAACGACACGAAUGUUGGUCUUGGUGGCUCUGUCUGGUCAAAGGAUGUGGAGAAGGCAGAACGUCUUGGUCGGGAGCUCCAGGUCGGAACUGUCUGGGUCAACACCCAUUUUGCUCUUGCUCCUAUUUCUCCCUUCGGAGGCCACAAGGAGAGUGGUAUUGGUAUCGAAUGGGGUUUGAGUGGCAUUAAGGGGUUCACAAACUCCCAGACUGUCUGGCGAAGCAAGAAACUUCCUUAA
Molecule: messenger RNA, 1446 nt
Organism: Clonostachys byssicola
Lineage: Eukaryota; Fungi; Ascomycota; Sordariomycetes; Hypocreales; Bionectriaceae
Source: the annotation of a GenBank genome assembly